GUUUAUCUUUAGACACUCACAACAGAAGCUUGGAAACCUCUGUAUCAGAAGUGAAAGUUGGAGUUUUAUUCAGUUUUAUUCAGUUUUAAUCGCUAAUCCUGCUCUGUGAUAAAUACUGAGUAAUCUUUACUCGCCGGUGUGUCCGCGCCUGUAUAAAGGACUUCACCUCAUUUUAUUAGUUAAAGUCUACACUGUAAGAUGUUAAAACUUCUUCUGUUUCUCACAUUUUCUGCUCAUCUUUCAUCUGCAGACACACACACUCUGCAGUACCUCAACACUGCAGUCACACCAGGAGUAAAUUUCACUGCUGUUGGUCUGGUGGAUGGAGAGCAGUUUGUGUACUACAACAUCAACAUGAUGAGGAUCUCAGAGUGGAUGAAGAAGGCAGCAGCUGAUGAUACAGAUUACGAGCAGAAAGAGACACAGCAUGUGAAGGAUCAACAGGACUCACUCCAAAACAUUGUGACUACAGUAAUGAAGAUCUUUAAUCAACCUAAAGGAGUUCAUAUACUACAGAGGAUAUACGGCUGUGAGCGUGAUGAUGACGGCACCACUAGAGGAUACAAUGAGUACGGUUAUGAUGGAGAAGAUUUCAUCAGUCUGAAUCUGAAAACUGGAACCUGGACUGCAGCUAAAGAUGAAGCAGAGAUCUUCAUAAAAGAGUGGGAUCCUACAGGAGAUAAAGCUAAAAAGUCGAAGCAGUUCCUGAAGACUGACUGUAUUGAUCGGAUACAGAAGGUUCUGAAUUAUGGCAAAGAAACUCUGGAGAGGAAAGAUCCUCCUACAGUGUCAGUGUUCCAGAAUCACUCGUCUUCUCCAGAGGUGGUGUGUCAUGCUACAGGUUUCUUCCCCAAAACAGUGAUGAUCACCUGGCAGAAGGACGGAGAGGACGUGCAUGAGGGCGUGGAUCUCAGAGACACGUUACCCAACCAGGAUGGAAGCUUCCAGAAGAGAAGCGUUCUGACAGUCUCAGCUGAGGAUCUGCAGAAACACACCUACACCUGCGUGAUUCAGCACAGCAGCUUGGAGAAGGAGAUAGUGCUGCCUGUGAGCGAGCGUCGAAUCCUGAAUCCUGAUCGAAGAACAGGUGGAGGAUCAGAUGGAGGAUCAGAUGGAGGAUCAGGUGGAGGAUCAGGUGGAGGAUCAGAUGGAGGAUCAGGUGGAGGAUCAGGUGGAGCUCCGAUUGGUAUCAUUGUUGGUGUAGUUGUGGCUCUUGUUGCCGUUGUUGCUGGAUUUGUGGUCUGGAAGAAGAAGAAGAACUCUGACUCCACACCCGUUCCAGUCUCAGACAGUGAGAUACAUCUGAAAUGAUGGAUGUACUGAUAGUUCUGCAUCUGGGGAGGCAGAGUCUGAGGUGUAAAUACAGCUUCACUUCCCACUCUUUCUGUUUAUCAGAACUGACUGUUUAGAAAUAGUAGAUGAUUUAUUACUGGGUCUAAAAUGACCAGCUUUAUAUUGUAUAAUUUGAAAAACAAUCUCCACUAUAUCAAACGUGCGAUUAUCUUCACCUCUACAGAGAAAAGAACAGAAGUGUAAGGACAGUGAUGAGUUCAUACAUUUAUGCAAUCAUCAGCCCUGUAAUUACUGACUCACAGUGAUAUGGCAGUGGUGUGGUGGUGGGGGUCUCCUAUGAGUGAUAAAGGGUUAACCGCGUUUUGGCGCUUUAGUUUUUAAUUUAGUCUUAGUCCUGUGUCAAAUGUCUUUGAUUUAUAGUUUUAUAUAUAUUUUAUAGAUAUUUAGUCAUCCUUACCCUAAUUUUUGGUUCAGUCAACAAAAACUGUUGAAAUUCAUAACCAUAAGAUUAAGAACAGUUAGUGUUUAAUGAACUCCGUAUCGUCUUCAUCGUUGAAAAAAAAGGCUCUUUCACACUGAGCACGACGCAUUAAAACGUAGUGAAUCACAGAUGAACGAUGCUUUCACACCGAACGCGAAACGAUUGAUUGUCUUCAGCUAAUUCACAUCUGCACGAUAGGUGGCGCUGACCAAGAAUGCAUUUUACACAUGCACACUAGGUGGCACAACCCACUACCUUUGAGCCCCGAGAAUCACUUAAAUGUUGGUGCAGAGCACCACAACACAAACUGUUAAGAAGAAAGAAUUUUGUGUUUUUUGAACAGCACCAUCGAGCUGAUUUAGUCUGAAUGAAAUAAUGUGAAAUAUAAUAAAUAACACAGCAGUGGGACAAAACCUGAAUUUAAUGCCCAAUACCAGCACAGUUUUAUUUUCGUGGUGGAAAAAAGUGUCGCUUUGUCACGCCGUGAAUGAACCGCGCCCGGUGUGAGUAGCUCCACAGGGAUCUAUUGUUUCGAUACAAGAUCAUCAUCACAUCAAACAUUCACACUGCUUAAUCACGCUCAGUGUGAAAGGCCCUUAAGAACAAUAAACAUAAGAAAAUUCACAGUAUAAUUAAAAAAGAGGUAAUAUAAGUAGUGGAAAGUGACAAGUAAUGAUAGUUAUGUUUUGCAUUUAUUUUAAUUACAGAAAGGCUUUAGAAAGUCUGUUAUAAAAGAUAAAAAAAAACUAUAAUGUAGCAGUUGAAAAGAUAUACGACUAUAAAGUGUGUAACACUGCUGUAUUCACACUGCCAUGUCCGUGUCUAGUCAAGUCCAUAGCCGAGAGUGACAUCACAGUACAUUUAAAGUGCUACAUUUUACAUUUUAAACAUUUAUCGUGGCAUAAAUUAAAAUUAAUUAUUCAUAAAUUAGGCUAGCGGUGGUGUAGAGGUGCAUGGGGGAUUUAUUCCCUCCCAAAAACAUGCCAGUAGAUGACUGAGAUAAAGUGCCUCUGUGCAGGAUGUGUGUGUCGUGUCCUGUGAAGGACGGCCGUCCCAUACAGUGUCUACUGAAGACAAAUUAUUUACUUUUUUUAAAAUCCACAAACUGCAUAUGUACAGUAUCCAAUAUUUUCAUUCUGUUUGUUUAUAUUUUUGGGUUUGUUUUAGAGUCUAGUGGGGUUUAAUGUGGUGUUACAUUUAUAAAUAGUUUUUUUUAACCUUCUUAGAAGUUAAAAACUACAAAACUGUCAGAUAGGCCUGUCACAGUGAACGCUUUUGUUAGACGAUGCAUUGUCCCAGAAAAAAUUAAAGUGAGUCACUUUAAGACCAUUUUAAGACGCCGCUAUAACGAUAAUAUAACAGCAAAGUUUUUGUCUUCUGACGAAAAUAUCCUUUAGAUUUAGUCAAUAUUUAUCCUGUCAUAUUUAAUCAUUUUAGUCAAUCACUCUGAUUAAAGCUGCACUGAAUAUCAGACAUUUUAGUUGAUGAGAAAACACAAAAAAAAGAAACUAAAUAUUCACACAUUCUGUAUAAACGUGAAAAACAUGUGCCCUUAUUGUGAACCUGAUCUUCUGAAAUAUUCCAGUGAGGUCACUACUGUAAUACAAUAUUGUGAAUUCUUGCUUUAGUUCUUUGUUGUGCGUGUUAUAGUGCGUGUUACAGAAACCGUUCUACCUCGUACCCUCACUGAAGUUCAACUUCACUAGUGCAUUCAUGUCAUUUUGUGCAGAAGUGUGUUGUAAUAUUAUGUUCAUGUUGUGUAAAUCUCUGAUUAAUAUAGGAUGUGUUUGGGUGAGAUAAUUAACCUGCUAGUAAAGCGCUUCAGUUUCCCGUGUUGAUUCAAUCCCCGACAUGAUUUAGUAGUUAGUAUCCUGCGUCAUUUUUUUCAAAAGUGUUUUAAUUAAAAUCGGUGCUAGUGUUUGCUACACAUCUUAAAUUUGUUUUUUU
Messenger RNA from Ictalurus furcatus (blue catfish), 3721 nucleotides. Its product is annotated as H-2 class I histocompatibility antigen, Q9 alpha chain. Gene Ontology annotation, cellular component: external side of plasma membrane. Gene Ontology annotation, biological process: immune response. The coding region runs from base 199 to 1311 and encodes 370 amino acids. The transcript has 6 exons. NCBI's taxonomy places the organism in Eukaryota, Metazoa, Chordata, Actinopteri, Siluriformes, Ictaluridae. The record is from RefSeq and is a predicted model, not a curated record.